GAGCGAUUAGUCUCCGCCAUGAGCGACUGUGCGCGCAUCGAGGAACGUGACAACUUUAACCGCGCCGUCCUCCGACUCGCCUUAAAACGCAUCGACGCGCCCGCCAUACACCGCACCAAGUUCUCGUUCGGGGAGAAGUGUGCCGAGCUCGCUGUACACGACGCGGCGAGCGGCCUCAAGUCAUGCGCCAAUCAUGAGGUCAACGGGACAGACGCGGAGUCUGACGCACGCGAUGGCGGCAGUUUACACGAUCGAAAUAACAGGACGUACCUAAAGCCUAGCGAGGAAACUAGUUCACGCGACACGGUUGACAGGACAAAAUUCAAAUCAACUACAAGCGACGGAAUCAGUCUCCACGACACGGUUGACAGGACAAAAUUCAAAUCAACUACAAGCGACGGAAUCAGUUUCCACGACGUAGUUGACAGGACGAAGUUCGUGUCAACUGUGUGCGACGGGACACGCGACGCAGCCGACGGAAGGGCACGUAUCACGUGCGGGGUGCGUACGUUACACGACACGGUUGACACGAUACACUCUGUGACACGUGCGUGCGACGGAACUAGUUCACACGAUUCGACUGACAUGUUAGGCGUGGAGCCUGGUGCUCUCGACGAGGCCAGUCUUAGGCUUGACACGACCGACCCAUGCGACGAGGUCCUCAACAGGAACUCGGGGUCCGAUGCAUGGUACGAGUCCAGGUAUGAGUUAUCUUUGGAGUGCAGUGGACACGAUACAGUUGACAGGACGGAUUCGGAGUCCUGCGAAUGGAACGAGACAAGUUCACGUGGGAUAGAAGGAGCGAACUCGGAUAUUGAUGUGCGGGAAGAGUCUCGUUUAGAAGGUAGGUUGGGAUGUGAGUCGGACGUAGAUCACAGUUUACACGACAGCGUUGACACAAGCUCGAAAUCCGACGUGCCUAGUUUACACGAAGCGGUUUACCGGACAAAUUUCGAGUCUCGACCGCCUGAUUUAGUUUGGUGUUCCUCGGCCACAAGUGCGUGGGUGAACUCGAACGCCGAGCAGAGUUCACAAAUAGUUGACAGUGUUGAUCCGGAUUCCAGUGCGUGGGAAGCGCCGGAUUUCGAGUCGUGUUUACUCAAAACUGAGAAGUCGAACUCGUGUGAACUGCCAAGUCCGGUGACGAGUUUACACGACGCGGUAGUGCGAUGUGAUGUGGCCCAAGUAAGGGAAAUUCUCGCUCGCGGGGCGGACCCCGAUGAACCGGACUGGAAUCACAGUGGAAAUCCGCCGAUACUCCUCGCUGCAUCAACUGGAUGCGUGCCUGUUGUUAGGGCGCUGAUCGAAGCCGGGUGCGACGUGGGUGCGCGGACAUUGCGCGGCGAGACGGCACUGCACUUGGCCCUCGGGGGCCGCCACCUGAACGAGGCGCUGGUUGGCGCCCUUCUGGAGGCCGGCUGCGACGCCUCCACGCCGGAGAACCUCCGCCACCGGACGCCUCUCCACCAGAUCGUCCGGCACCUGGCCAACGACCCCUUUCUCGAGGCAGCUCUCCUCCAGAUCUUCACCCGCCUCGUCGAGCAAGGAGACGUCAAUGCUGUCGAUCAUCGGUCUCGGUCGCCUCUCCACCUCCUCGCCGCCUCCAGCUCCCACCAUCUCCAACCGCUCUACAUCCUGCUGAAGAACGGCGCUGACGCCAACAUCCGGAACGACCGAGGAGAGACGGCACUCCACGAGGCGCUUGAGCGGGGGCGGACGCUGGCCUGGCUGGAGCCGCUGAUGGCCGCGACUGACCUCCACCUCCGCUCCAACUACCACGAGUCGGCGCUCCACGUGGCCGCCCGGAAGAAUCGGGCCGACGCCGUGGGCGCCCUCCUGAGGCACGGCGAAGACGUCUGCCACAACGGGCAGGACCUCCGCGGGAACACGGCCCUCCACCUGGCCGCCGGCAAGGGCUACCGCGAGGUCGUCGCCCUCCUCAUCGCCGCCCCCGGCGUCGAGCUCAACGCCCCUAACAAAGAGGGCCUCACCGCUCUCCACGUCGCAGUCGAGAGUGGCUUCAUCCACGUCGUCCAGAUAUUGCUGAAGGCGGAGACCUGCGAUCUCCAGGCAGUGACGAAAAUGAGGCAGACUCCGCUGGACUUGGCUCAACAAGAUUACCGCCGUCGCUCCCAGCCUGAGAUGUCCGUCGUCCUUACCAGAGAAUUGGCCAGGAGACAUUCCAGCGCUCGUUUCUCCUGAUCAGCACAGCUCUUGUCGUGGAUUAGAUUUAAUUGAAUCCAAAGCAUUAAGAACCUCAUUUCCCACCUCCGAUCAAUUUUGAACAACUAAUGUUUUGUCAUAGAAAAACUUUGAAUGAUAUUUUUAGGAUUAAUGGAUUGUAUGAUAUAUGAAGACUUAUCUGUAACAAUAGCGGAUGUGAAAAAUUACCUUUGCGAAACACAGUUAAAAAACUGUUUUGGCAUCGAGAAAAUUUUGAGAAAAUACGUGAGAUGUGAUCUUUGACAUCUGUACAUUAUGCCUGAGCCAAACAUAUUAAAUUUUUGUGUGAACAAAGCAGUUUUUUAAGCGUGUUUCAAAAAGGUAAUUUUUCACAUCCGCUAUUGUUACAGAUAAGUCCUCAUAUUGUAAGAUAUACCGAUCCCCAUAACAUUUUCAACUGUGCUGUGACACUUUAGAGCUAGACUCUGAACGUUCGGUCGAAAUUGAACAGAUACUCAGAAAAUCUGUCAAAUUUUACACGGAGGUAUAAUCCAUAACAAGAGGUACCUGGUAAAACCAGGCCAAGUUACCAAGUUUAUAAUUCAAGAUGAAAUUACAUUUAUAAUUAAUUCGCCAAAAUCAAAUACUUGUGCGUACUGUAGAUAAACCCAGUGAGAUGAACCAUUACAAGAGAAAAGUGAUCGUGUAGCUUAAUGCAUUUAUUAUAUACUUUUCUUUUGUCUGUAGAACUAAAAAUGGAUGUACUUACUUGUAACGCUCGCUCACUCAAAAUUUAGCCAUUUUUUUCUAAUUUUUGGACUUACAGAUUGAGGAUGCUUAAGUCAUAUUGCUGUUCUUUUCUAGAGAAAAGGAACAGGAAUUUUAAACUAGAAUCCAAUCGAUUGAGAGCUAUUACACUGCCAGACUUCUUGCACGAAAUGAGUUCGUGUGUGUACUUAUUAGUGACUCAAAAAUUUAUGUUUACUGCAGAUGAAAAUCGAAUUCUUACUUAUAGUAACUCUUAUUAUAGUUACUCUUAUUCUUAUUAUAGUUACUGUUAGUAAGAUGAACCAUUUCAAGAGAAAAGUGAUCGUGCAUAUAGCUCUUUACCUUUAUUUUAUUUGAACGCUAUUGUAUUGUUGCGCUUACAAUUCAGGCAUGAAAAAACAUUCACUCCUCUUUUUUAGUUUCUUUGGUGUAUUAAAGAUUUUUAGUAUUGCCA
Bemisia tabaci is the source of this 3385-nucleotide messenger RNA. RefSeq lists its product as uncharacterized. Gene Ontology annotation, molecular function: protein binding. Lineage: Eukaryota; Metazoa; Arthropoda; Insecta; Hemiptera; Aleyrodidae. The record is from RefSeq and is a predicted model, not a curated record.